This is a messenger RNA of Branchiostoma floridae (Florida lancelet), 1799 nucleotides long. RefSeq lists its product as uncharacterized. The record is from RefSeq and is a predicted model, not a curated record. NCBI's taxonomy places the organism in Eukaryota, Metazoa, Chordata, Leptocardii, Amphioxiformes, Branchiostomatidae. The transcript has 4 exons. Bases 241 to 1770 code for a protein of 509 amino acids.
AACCAUUUAUCCAUGACAGUCGGACCCGGAAAGGUCAUUGACCCGCAUUGGUAUUUUGGGGAGGGUACAGUUGCAACGGUCUGUCUCUCAGCGAGCAGUGCCGAGAUCAAGCCAGACGAUACGAGGCCUGGAAUCUGCGGGAUCACUUCAGCAGAUUCUUGACAUCGCCCCAGACUUAUAGACACAGUCCCUCUGCCCGCUCGCCAAGUUCCGAGGCGGUUCUGUUUUAGCCCAGCCAUCAUGGAGACUUCGGAGAGCGCUGAAGCCGUGAAAGGAAACACCGUGGGGCCCAGAAAGCCUCCGAUAGAUUCUCAGAGCAUCAGAGCGCGGAAAGCUCGGUCGGUGCCAAUGGGUCGGCUGCCGAGACCUUCGAGUUCUGCUUCCGAUAAAACAACAAGCGAGACACAGCAAGUACACGGGAGAGCCAGGCUGGCACGGGCAACAGACAGGCAUGUAGGCAAUGGUAGCCAAAUGGGCACGCCUUCGGGUUUAGGAUAUAACGUUGACGAGGCAGGCCGUGAUGUAACUGCACCAGGUCUUCCUCAGGAGAAGGCUAUUGUGAGUAGGAGCUCGCUGGGUAGUAGAUAUCUUCGACGGACUGGUGUAAGCGAUGCCAUGGCCCAGCUUGGCGAUCCAACGGCAGGGUCCUUGACUUGGAACAGAAGUAUAUCACAGCCACCAAGUUAUGAUCAGAAGCAAACGGAUGGAGUAGCGUUUGUGAAAAGGCACAGCGAGGGAAUGAUGGCAACCGCCAGCUCAAGCCUGACUCCGAGCAUUUCCGGACCGCUUGUCCCGUACAGAAGCGGCGGAGAUUCAUCUCAGAGUACCGAGCAGGAUUCUUUUCUGAGCAAGUUUAGGCAAAAGUACGCUCACCUGCUAAGUCGCCCCAAGCCCUUAAUCACAACGAAAGAAGGGAUCACUAGUAGAACGCAAAGACUGCCACUCUCAACAAGCACCAUUCCUGAGCCAUUCAAACCAAUACAGGACCCAGGCAGCAGAGUGUUACCGGUACCAAGAGAAGACUUAGGACAGGGAUACGUAGGGAAAGGUUCUAGACGUGAUUCGUGUGAUGUAGAGGUAGAGGAAUACUCGAACAUUGCAGCCCCAGAAACUGAAGAAGACAUCCCGACAGAGAAACCGCCACCAGGAGGCUAUGUCAACGCGCUUUACCUGGAAACACAAACAACUUCUAAGUCAUCCCAAGACCGCAUCACUUCUACCUUGUUUGUGACCGUGCACUUGACCUCCCCCACAUCCCCCGGUGACCCCACCCUGAGGGUUGCCGAGUCCCUCUUCCAGGCUAACAUCAAGGACGAGCAGAGACGACAACUUCUCCGGAAAGCCUUGGCCAAAUUUCAGGGCGUCCUGACCACCGUCAGCGGCGACCGUAUUGGUCUUCACUUCUUCACCGUCCAACAUCUGGACAACUUUUGGUCGAAAGUCAUCCUUCCUGGAGCGGGAAGUGUGUCCGAACGUCUGGAUCCCGUGCUGAUCACAGACCAGAUGAGGGUAGCAGUUCUGGGAAGGAAGCUGGCCGUCAAAGUCAACAUCGAUGAAGAGGAGUAUCUGUAUGUGCGGAAACAGCUUCGAAAAUCUACGACGGGUAUCCGGAGAACAAUGACGCUCACCAGAAGUCGCUUCGCAAAAGUUCCAACUAACAAAGCAAAAGACUGCAGGGUGAACCCAUCUCUAACCAGUCUUCUGAAGGAUAAGGACUUACUGAGGCUUUCCCGGGUUUCAAGCAGCGGGACCGAAAGAUUAGAAGGUUAGAAUCAUGCUCAGGACUGAGGCAAUUUGGU